AUGGCCAAGCACAUCAAACGACUUCACCCGCUUGCCACCACGAGUCCCGAACCCAGGCUCUUGGCGCUUGCCAUUACGGUUUCCAAGACCGUGUACGACGGCGCUGUGUGCAGCAAUCACGGCCAAAAGGGACACUUGCAUGCGGACCAAGACUUGGAUCAAGCAACCGUAGGUACGAUUGCUCGAGGCGUUGAGGUGUUGAUGAACAGAACUUUGCAGGAGACCCAUGAGUCCCAACAAAUCAACUCGGGACAGUUGCAAACAGGUCGGUCAGCAAAAGCAGUUCCAACGUUGAGGUUUAGUUCUGUGGAAUGGCAGGUCAUCUGA
Aphanomyces astaci is the source of this 327-nucleotide messenger RNA. RefSeq lists its product as hypothetical. The transcript is spliced from 4 exons. The record is from RefSeq and is a predicted model, not a curated record. The coding region runs from base 1 to 327 and encodes 108 amino acids. Lineage: Eukaryota; Oomycota; Saprolegniomycetes; Saprolegniales; Verrucalvaceae.